Molecule: messenger RNA, 6411 nt
Organism: Gymnodraco acuticeps
Lineage: Eukaryota; Metazoa; Chordata; Actinopteri; Perciformes; Bathydraconidae
Product: neuronal acetylcholine receptor subunit alpha-2-like
Exons: 6
Coding region: 1259-2959 (566 amino acids)
Biological process (GO): signal transduction; chemical synaptic transmission; regulation of membrane potential
Cellular component (GO): synapse; postsynaptic membrane; neuron projection
Molecular function (GO): acetylcholine-gated monoatomic cation-selective channel activity; transmembrane signaling receptor activity
Source: RefSeq, a predicted model, not a curated record
GGGUGGCAGCUGGGGUGGCAAGGCUAUUGUUUAGGGUGGCAGUUGCCACCCCAUGCCACCCCGGUAGAUCCGCCCCUGCAUACACCAGGCAGUGAGGGACCUGGCGGAGCAGCAACAUGGACUCCAAGCCUCGGUCAACACCCAAAUCAGCGACAUGGCGGAGGCGGUGCAUCGUGUGCUGGCACGCCUGGACGCCGGUUCCACUGCUCCGGCAUUACCUGAUGCUGCGGCUCAUCCUCAACAGCUGGCAGCCCCCCCCUACUACAGCGGCGCCGCUUCCUGGAUCUCAUGCUGUCCCGUUGCCUCGCUUGGCCCCUCCAGAUAAGUUUUCCGGAGAUUCCAAUGACUGUAGAUCCUUUCUGACUCAGUGUGAUCUACACUUUAAGUUAAUGCCCUACAUAUAUAGCUCUGAUUAUGCUCAGAUUGCAUUUAUCAUUUCUCAUCUGUCCGGCCGUGCGGCUGCAUGGGCUACGGCGGAGUGGGAGAACAAUUCUGCAACUUGCAACUCUGUCUCUCAGUUCAUCCACUCGUUUAAAAGAGUGUUUGCACAUCACACACCAGCUGUAGAGAGCGCACAGAAUUUGACAUACAUUCAGCAAAAUCAACGCCGAGUGGCGGAUUAUGCAAUUGAGUUCCGCACUAUGGCUAUUGAUUGCGAUUGGAAUGAUUCGCGUUAAGGAACACAUUUCGGAACGUACUAUCAGAGAAAAUUAAGGAUCAUUUUUUACUUAUGGAUCCUCCCACAGACUUAGAAAGUAUGGUAGCGGCUGCUAUUAAGAAUGACAAUCGCAUCUGUGAGAGAGAGAUAGAGAAAGAAAGAAGACUGCCGUUUCGUCCAGCGGAACCAGAGGGUUCUCAACAGCUGUUCAUCCUGUCCGGAGGACAUCAUUCGGCUCGUCACCUGCUUCAGAGGCCACAACGCCCCCCAUUGACUCGGAGGAGCCGAUGCAGCUCGGCAGGGCCAGAAUCUCACCGGAGGAACGACGUCGCCGCCUAGUGGAGGCAAGAUGUUUCUACUGCGGUCAACAGGGGCAUCAACAAGCCAUGUGUCCAGUAAAAGAACAGGCUCACAGGUGAAAGGGAAGACACUGCUUUUUCCCAAGUUGGACUUUGGGCUCAAGGCGAGGAGCGACUUCUCCAUGAUUUGUUUGCAAGUUACAAUAAGCUGUCCCGGCCUGUGAAAAACACAACUGACGCAGUGCUCGUCCACUUUGGACUGUCCAUCGCCCAGCUUAUCGAUGUGGAUGAGAAGAACCAGAUGAUGACCACAAAUGUCUGGGUCAAGCAAGAAUGGGAUGAUUACAAACUCCGCUGGAACCCGGAGGAAUACGAAAACGUCACCUCCAUCCGGAUUCCCUCAGAAAUCAUCUGGAGGCCAGACAUUGUCCUCUACAACAACGCUGAUGGCGACUUUGCGGUAACUCACCUCACGAAGGCCCACCUGUUCCAUGACGGUCGGAUAAAGUGGAUGCCACCGGCCAUUUACAAGUCUUCGUGCAGCAUAGACGUCACAUUUUUCCCAUUUGACCAGCAAAGCUGCAAGAUGAAGUUUGGGUCGUGGACCUACGACCGCUCCAAGAUCGAUCUGAUCAGCAUGGCCAGCGAUGUGGAUCAGAUGGACUACUGGGAAAGCGGGGAGUGGGUCAUUAUCAACGCAGUGGGCAAGUACAACACCAAAAAGUACGAGUGCUGCAUGGAGAUCUACGCGGACAUCACUUACUACUUCAUCAUCCGGAGGCUUCCGUUGUUCUACACCAUUAACCUCAUCAUCCCCUGUCUUCUUAUCUCCUGUUUGACUGUGCUGGUGUUUUAUUUGCCAUCGCAAUGCGGAGAGAAGAUCACCUUGUGUAUCUCCGUCUUACUGUCCCUAACUGUAUUCCUCCUGCUGAUCACAGAGAUUAUACCGUCCACAUCGCUGGUGAUUCCAUUAAUUGGGGAAUACCUUCUGUUCACCAUGGUCUUUGUCACGCUUUCCAUCGUAAUUACUGUCUUUGUGUUAAACGUUCAUCACCGGUCCCCACAAACCCACGGCAUGCCUCAUUGGGUGCGGAGAGUAUUCUUGGACAUGGUGCCUCGAGUGCUCUUCAUGAAGCGUCCGCCUGGCACCGCCAAGCAGAACUGCAAGAAGCUCAUCGAGAUGAUGCACCGUCCGACCACCAUAUCUGCGACGGGCAACUCUCUGGCCUAUUGGACAGGGUUAGAGACGGGAUUCAGACAGAUGAGCCAGGUAAACGAUACCCUUCCAAAGACUCCAUCCGACAGUCCAAGCAUCCAUGUGUGCUCACCCUCCCCACCCUCUUCCCCUCUUGAGAACCACAACGGGAAUGAUCACCCAAUGAAGGCCAACCUUUUCUCCUGCCCUGGAUCUGGACAGUAUUCGGUUCUCUCUGAGAAACAACCCCUACGGGUUCUCAACUCUGCCGCCUUGUCUUCUUCCCAUAUGUCCUUACCCCUUACUUUACCAAUGUGCCCACUCCGCAGCCUAUCCAGGGAAGAAAUACACACAAUGGCCCCAAAUGGUCGUUCCCACAGCGCAGAGCAGAUGUCUGACCAACAGAAGGAGCUUCCUCAGAAAGCCGGCCAUCGAUGUCGCUCCAGCAGCUUCCAGUACUGCUGUUUGCACGAUGAAGGGCCAGGAAUCAUGGGAAUCGCAGGCUGGGUGAACAAACAGCCUGCCACAGAUCAACCAACAGAACCCCUCAGAGUGGAGCCCAUUAAAGAUGUGUGUACCCAACAGACCCUGGGUCUGAUCAUUUCCCCAGCCAUGCAGCGGGCCAUAGAGGGAGUUCAGUACGUCGCUGAUCAUCUCAGGGCAGAGGAUGAAGAUUUUUCAGUGAAAGAGGACUGGAAGUAUGUGGCCAUGGUCAUUGACAGGAUAUUCCUCUGGAUGUUUGUCCUGGUGUGUAUACUGGGAUCUGUUGGACUCUUCCUUCCUCCUUGGCUGGCUGGAAUGAUCUAGAAGCUCACCAUUGAAGGAAAGAGAGGCAACAAACACUGACUGUCUCGUAUAAAAAAAGCAUGGUUUAUCAUUAACCUUUUCAUUUUUUCAGAAGAACUACUAGCCCUACUUCUCGGUCUUGCCCGGGUUAUCAAAAGGUUACUCUCGGAGAACCGAGUUGAAAUAAAUUCCAUUGAUUCCAGCGGGGCAUAUCAAUUCUUUAUGAGGGCAAAAGGCCAACAGUGAAACAUAUCCUUUCACACCACUCCAUUUUGACAUUGAGCAGUAUAGCUCAUGCUGUCACCAUAAAGAAAAAAAAAGAGAAAAGAAUAGAGAUUGAACCAUUUACAACUGCAGAAAAAUCAAAGACUCAGGAAAAAUAUUGUAUUUUCUGAGAACGUAAGAUGUUUAUAAAACUGUAUAAGGUUUGGUUUGAAUCUACAAUAACAUUCCUACUUUCAAUGAUAUAGUACCCUGACAAUAUUCAUCAAAUAUAUACGUUUUUAAGAGCUGCCUGAUUUGGCAGCAUUUGGUGAAUAAUCUCUGAAGAAUUUGUGUGUGUUCAGGUGUGACGCUUUUUUUGCAGUGGUCACAGUUUAGCUAAGCCCACAUGAAGCUCUCUGAUUUUCUAAUUCCAGCAGUUACAUUAAACACAUCUAUUCAAUAUUCCUUUUGUCACCACUUUUAAAACUUUGGUGUUAACAGCAAGGGAAUUAAAGUCACUCUCUCCAGUCAUGCAAAUGAAUUGUCCUCGCCUCAACCCCGGCCACCUAUUUCCUACUUCUAUUGCUUGAUAAAUGAGUAAAGCAGGAGUGGUGAAUAUCAAUACAUAACUGCCACAUUAUUUUGGGAGAUAUUUGUAUUUAUUAUCUUGAUUAAAGAUAACCAGCCCCUACACUGUAUUUUAUACCUUGUACAAUGGAAUCAGAUCUGACAGGAAAUCAAAUGGCUUUAAAAGUGCUGAACAUGAAGAAGCAGUCAUUGAAGCGCCAAUGAGUUGGAGGUUUCAGACGGUGGCAAGAGUACAAAGGCUGAUGAAGACACUAUUGAAUAUUUAGAACAAAAGAGAAACCUUUCUGAAGCGAUGCCAGGGGGCAAAUCGCAAAUGUUAUUUAUCACCAAUUUAUUACAUAUUCCAAUGUAAAAAAUGUGGCAUACACAUUAGCAUACAGAAAAAAGUAUGCUAUUAUUAUACAUGAGGCUGAUUUUUAAGAGAUUUCAUAAUUGAAUAGGUCCGGAUUUUCACAUUGUGUUAACUUAGAUAGUGCCUGACUUAUGCUGCUUUGCUUAAUUAACCUUUUCAAUAUCUGCAAACUUAUGAUAAGACCAUUGAUUCUGAAAACGGUUACAACUAUGAAGCAAAGAUGAAUUCUACUGCAAGAAAACAACUUGGCAGAGAAUAAUGCGCUGCAUAUAGUGGGGAGAAAAACAGGUACAGGGGUGCAAGAAACGAAACGCAUUUACUUCAGGUACUUGAACAAAGUCCAGAUAGGUGUGAUUUUGCAGGAGGUAGCAGUGCACACUGGCCGUUUUCUGUGUGCACGUUCAUGCGUUUUCAACAAGCUAGCUGAAUAAUGCAUGCAUAUAAUAUGGGAUCAGUUUAUUUGAUCUCAAGGAUGAAGACAACAAUAUAUUAUUCAUGUUUUCCAAUCAUUUGUAUAUUUGGUCAACCACCGAUUUAUAGUCUGCCUCUAUUGAUGCAAUAUACUAGAUUUCUAUCAGAAUACUGAGUACAUUUUAGUUUUUCAACGUUAUUUAGUCCAUCUUACUGUCAAAAUAGGUUAGCUACAUAUUUAUUUACGGUUUCCCAGUGUAACGCUAUGAUGGUCAAUUUAAGAAUGUAUCAGCAGUCAGGUAAAGAUACUUUCGUAUUCUGCUUCAGUUUCAGUCAUGCAAGUGUUAGGAGUAAAUACCUCUUGUAGAUUAUUCUUUGGGUAAAGGCCAAGUUGAGCUUGAUAAACUGCUUUCAAGAUUACGGUGUGGUUAGCUCAUUCCAAAAGUGACAAAUUAACUAAAUUCAAGUUGACAAAAACGCACAUCAGGCACACACUUCGAGACCUUGCAACGUAAAGCUUUUUUUUCAAAUCACGUCAAGUCAUGGAUUGCAAAAAAAAAUGACUUCACAACUGUUAGUGAUAUAGUUAUUAGCAUAGCAUUAUUGUAUGUCUGCAUGGUUAAAAAAACGAAUGCACAACCCAACAGCCACACUAAAGUGCUAAUAGUGGAUCCUCCAACAGUGACACCAUGGGGAACUUUUUCCUUCAGUAAGGUGCUGUUCUUGGAAAUAAUCCCCACCGUCCUGACUGCAAAUCCUUAUUUUAUUUUAGGUGCGCAUUGAAGCAGUACUGAGACUGGGAGUGGCCAUAGAGAGAAAAACAGAUAUGAAUACUGAACAAAUGAUUGACUAACUGUGGUCACAAGAUAUACACUCAUUCGUUACCUACAUUUAAUUAAAGUGUUCCCGUGUUUUGAUUCCAUCCACCACUUGCUUAAGACACAUGUCUUUAGUUUUAGUUGGCUAUAAAUAGAAGCUUUUUAAUCAAGCUUUACAUUAGCCGUGGACGAGUUAACGAGACAUGUUGACAACAUUAGCUCUGCAAUGGAUUAUUGUUGAUAAAAGGCAAUUAGCGAAGACAUUGAGAGCUUGAGGAUUAAUUCGUUAUGUAGAUGAUGAUGAAGUAUUUCCACAACUGGUUAUCUCUUUCCAGGAUAAUUUACAUCUUCAUGAGCUAGCAACCUGUGUAACCCUUGCAUCAUAAUAAUACCAAUACUUAAGCAGGUGCACUGUACUUCAUUUGGGGAAAAAGGCUGGUCUGGUAUAGUAGCGCUUUGUACACAUUUGGUGUGCACAAUUGACCGAAACAUUGGUAUGAAGUACUUACAUUUAGGUCAUACCAUACAUUUUGUUUGCAAAAUUAAUAUUUGUUAUCCCUCUGGAAACUCCUGGGCUUCGUAAAACAGAGAGUGUUAGUAGACCAUAAACAGUUGACGGUUAUAUUAUCCUUCGAUAAUGAACCAGCAGGGAAGUCGAGCAGACUCGGGAGGACUUUUUGGUGCUCAAGUUUCUCAAAAUGACAUUCAGACAGGUGAGUAAAUCAAACUCACUGAACCUUCUCGACAGAUGAGACUGCCAACAAUCACUGAGUUGACUUGGCAACGGGGUGUGUAUGACUGUACAGUCUCUCAUUGCUUUCAUAUAGGCCUAUGUUUUCACACUGGAGUUUAUUUCAUAAUUACUACACAGCUUUGUUGAAUACUCAAUUCUGAUUGGUCAAUUUGGACAUUCUGCAAUCUGUUAUUUCUCUAUAGCAGACAUUUAAUGGCUUUCAAAAAUAAAAGUUUUCUGUCUAUUUUAAUAUUAUUUGGGAAGAGCAUUUAACUUGACAUAUUGUUCAAACAUUUCUGUGAUGCUAAAAUGAAUCUACUCUGUGGUGUGAUGUAGAUGUUUCCCUUUAAAAGUACAUUUCAAAUGA